Spirometra erinaceieuropaei is the source of this 1078-nucleotide messenger RNA. NCBI's taxonomy places the organism in Eukaryota, Metazoa, Platyhelminthes, Cestoda, Diphyllobothriidea, Diphyllobothriidae. The record is from the annotation of a GenBank genome assembly.
AUGCUUCUGGUUGCUGUCGCUUUUGGCAAGUUUUCCGACUUCUGUGAAAUCCAAAUCAGCUAUAAUUUUGAUUAUCAUAUAUGGCACACGCUGAAUGAAGGAUUGCCAUUGUCUGUAGCGAAUAAACUAAAGCAUAUUGCGUUUAUGAGAAUGUCGGGAGAAAUCUCAAUUCUCCAACAUUCUUAAUCGCCAACUCCAAUAAGCAAUUUAAUCGUCCUUACUUUUUAGAGUACAGGGACCAGUCACCAACGUAUGAGCUUUGUGAAAAACAGCAUAGAGACUGCACUCUUGUGCGCUACAGAGCUGAAGACAAAACCAAGGGCGAAGGCUGUCGUAACGCGUGUGGAAUGCAACGAGGUCCGUCCUAACCAAGUGUAUUUACUCCUACGAUAUGUCAGUUCAGCCUGAUUUAUAUUAAUUCACUUAAUUACUCCUAUUCGUCUUUGCUGGCAUUGCAAAUAACAAAACCAAUCUUGUCUUUAGGAGACCUAAGCGAGAAAAUGACAGUGUACUUCUGCGAAGAAUUCAACGAGCCCUGCAAGCCGUACGACGUGUAUGGAAGAAGCGGAUACGCGGAAAACUUUGAGAGACACGUCAUGUGUGUCAGCCUGUGUCACUUUGUUGCAAAAGGUAUAAUACCCUAGGCUACUUUUAGUCCAAAAAACCUUGAUGUCAACAUUCAUACGCAAGUGAUUUUCUAUUUUAGUUGAACAUAGCUCAGUGGAUUACUUCGACAUGUUUUCGGUCACUAUGGAUUUCUUCCUUGAGAUAAAGAGAAUAAAUGGGACCUUUGGUGCAUUCAAUAAAUGCGUCUUUGAAUACGAUGGCUGGCCAAAACGUGAGCGGUUUUAUUUUUACUGAGAUUUUUAGUGGCAAGUCAGAUAUAACGCCUCGUCGUUGUUACAUACUGGGUUUUUUUCUUAAAGUGGAAAACAGCUUGGAGGACACAGCAGGCUUUUGUCCCAAAGAAGGCAUUUGUGAGGAGGCCAAAUUCUUCAGCAAUCCAAGAACAGAAAAUGCAUAUGCUGGUCUACAGAAAUGCUUAACAAACUACACGUCAGGUGAUUUAUUCGGAUGA